Messenger RNA from Glycine soja, 1632 nucleotides. Its product is annotated as protein DCL homolog, chloroplastic-like. Gene Ontology annotation, cellular component: chloroplast. The record is from RefSeq and is a predicted model, not a curated record. The transcript has 3 exons. The coding region runs from base 82 to 477 and encodes 131 amino acids. Gene Ontology annotation, biological process: chloroplast organization; chloroplast rRNA processing. NCBI's taxonomy places the organism in Eukaryota, Viridiplantae, Streptophyta, Magnoliopsida, Fabales, Fabaceae.
ACCGAAUCCGCUGUUCGCCGAGCAUCUUAUUUGAACUUCGACUAUCACACAGUGACAGUUUUCAGUUUUUCACAACCAACAAUGGCCGCUACCGCUAGGCAUUUUCUGCUUCACCGCCUUCGGUUGCGUGGCUUCCAAGGGUUCUCCGUCGCGGCGCCCCAGGGCCACCGUCUCUGGUGCAGUGCCACGCCAUCACCGGAAGAAGCAACUUCGAACCCGAGUUGCGGGACCCAGACCGGCAGCCCCAACUCGGAGGUGGAUGACCUCGAGUGGAGGAAGAAAGAAGAGAAGAUCGCGAGGGACGUUGAGCCAAUCGUUUCGCUAACCAUGCAAAUUCUCUACUCAUCAAGGUACAUGAAUGGGGAGAUACUGACUAUGGAGGAUGAAAGAGCCGUGGUUGAGAACAUUCUUAUUUACCAUCCAGAUUACGAAGAUAAGAUCGGAAGUGGGCUGAACUCAAUUAUGGUUUCAAAUUGAUGAAAUAAGUUUCUGUUGUCAGAUAUACAUCAACCAUAUGCUCUUUUUUGCUUGUGGCAUUGUGCUACACUGCCACCUCAUUUUUGUGUAAGCAAAAUCAGCAAAAAAGAUCUACACAUCUUAAAGAAGGAUUGUUUUGUAAGAAAUGACAGUAUACACCACCUUCAAACUGACAAGGAUACUUGAUUUAAUCAAGUAGACGGCAAUGUAGCAAUUAAAACCUGAGACAAAAAUCAAACUUGAGUGAGAAAGUAGAGGAGUUCGGGUGUAAUUAAGCUGAAAUGUUACACUUAAAAAAAUUGAUUAUCAUCUACUCUUAGAGGAAUUCGAGUGCAUCGGUUUUCUACUCUCUUGCUUCCUGAAAUGGUAAUAACUAAUAACCCCAUUGUCUUCUUUGAUGUAAUGCAUUUUUAAAGAAGCCAUCUAGGUUAUCACUGCAAUCAGAUCAAAUGUACUAGUAUAUUGUGCUGCUGAUAACAUUAGACAUGCAUAAGUAUUGCGCUGGAAGCUUAUUAUGAAUCUGUAGUUAUGCUCAAUUAUAUUUAUACUUUUAAUAUCCUAUGCAUUUGUUGGCCUGUCAAUACAAUUUAUUGAUCAGAUAGCAUUUUUUUUAAUUGGCACAAUGACAUGAGGCAAGCCUUGCUUUGAUGAUACUCAAAAGUUUGUCUCCCAAGUCCCAGUAUCAAGGAAUGUAGGCCCUCUAAAACUAGAUGACAAUUUAUCCUUUGUUACUUGAGGGCAAGCCCUGGCACAACGGUAAAGUUGUGCCUUGGUGACCUGUUGGUUAUGGGUUUGAAUCCAGAAACAGCCUCUUUUCAUAUGCAAGGGUGAGGUUGCGUAUAAUAUCCCUCCUCCAUACCUUCGCAUAAGCGAGGAGCCUCCGGGCAAUGGGAUAUGCUAGUUUUUUUUUAUCCUUCAUUACUUGACUUCGAAUGCUGAUACUGUAUUUGAUAUGCUAAAGCCUGAAAUCCAAUUGAAUGUUCUUGCAUUCUCAUUCACCAUUUUUGUUAAUUGUAAGCUUUUCAAAUGCAUUUCCUAUUAAACAUAGAUUUACAUGUUUGGCACCAAGACUAUUAAACUUAAGCCACUAUCAUUUAUGUAUUUGAUCUAUUCUAUCUCAAAGUUGGCAGUAAGUGCAGAAUGUAUGAUUUUAUU